Messenger RNA from Aspergillus alliaceus, 908 nucleotides. RefSeq lists its product as uncharacterized. The record is from RefSeq and is a predicted model, not a curated record. NCBI's taxonomy places the organism in Eukaryota, Fungi, Ascomycota, Eurotiomycetes, Eurotiales, Aspergillaceae. Bases 63 to 908 code for a protein of 281 amino acids. The transcript has 3 exons.
CCUCAUCCCACCAAUUGCCCCGACUCCAUUCAUCACCACCACCGCCAAUAACAACAGCAACAAUGAGAGAAGGCCUCGACCACCCCGAGUUCGGGUAUCUCCCAUUUGACCAUUUUGUCCUGGCAAACUGGGACGCCGCGUCCCCGCUCUCCCAAAAUGAGCAGAAAAGAGUCCUGGUGGAGAAAUGGAUCGCGCUGGGAAAAUAUGGGCGAAAUGACUACGCCCUCGCCACCUUCGAAGACCCAAUCCCAGACUAUCUCCCCCCGGAGGUUCCCCAAGACCUCCUCUCCGAGGAUGAUCGCGCCAUAAGCAACAUGCUAUCCAGCACGCUGUGGAUCAGGACCUGGUUCGGCGGCACAGACCAGACCAGCCAAGAUGCCGCGGACACCGCGUACAGACGGCUCCGGCUGGAGGUCCUGCAACAGGGGCGCGAGAACUACCAUGUUUCAUGCAUCCGCGAGGAGUUUGUUUUCGAGGACUGGAGGGAGCUGAGUCGAGAUGCGGAGGGCCCGGAUGUCGUGGGGGGCAUUGCGGCUGGACGCCCGGGCUCCGUGCCGGGGUAUCUGGUUGCGGCGAUGAUGCACUGCCCCGAGCUUUUUGAUGGGAUAUCGGAUGAUGAUUGGCGGCAUUUCAGUGGGGCGGAGCGGGCGGAAGAAUUGGAGGAGAGUGAUCAGUCGCAGGCUGCUCUAGUCCUUGUGGCGGAUCGGAAGGCCUGCGAGGAGGGCUGGGUGCUUCUGCUAGCAGUGAAUCACAGAGGUCAGAUUCUCCCGUUCAGGGUGCGCGAAAGGGCGAGGGAGACGGCACAGCAUGCGGUUAAUUGGCUGGAGGGACAGCCCCUGUCAGAGAUUGCUUUUGAGGAGAAUGAGGAUACGGAGUUUUACAUGAGGGAAGGGGAUGGUUGGGAUUAG